AUGCCAUCUCCAGUCUUUGAGAUAAAGGAGCAUAUCUUAGAAUGCCAGCAUAUUCGGGAAUAUGCUAGAGCUACGUCAAAGUCUCAAGAAGAAGUAUUGCACCUCGCAAUCAAACAGUAUGUUCCUGUGGACAAUCCAAACCCCCAACCGGGUGAUAUCACGAUCAUCGGGGCUCACGCAAAUGGCUUUCCAAAGGAAUUAUAUGAGCCGCUAUGGGAAGAUUUACAUGCCCGCUCCAAAGCCAACGGGUUUCGGAUACGAAGCAUCUGGAUAGCCGAUGUAGCUCAGCAAGGAGUCAGCGGGGUCUUAAACGAGGAGCUUCUUGGAAACGAUCCAUCAUGGAUGGACCAUGGCCGAGAUCUUCUGCACAUGAUCAACACGUUUCGGUCCCAGAUGCCCAUGCCAAUCGUAGGCAUGGGACAUUCAUUCGGAGCCGCCAUACUCUGCAACGUCGCGUUUAUGCAUCCCCGUUUACUAUCCACCGUCGUUCUUAUGGAUCCAACCAUUGUGACACAUGCCUCAGCGCCCAGCGGACCGAGCCUUGUCCAAUCCUCCACAUUCCGCCGUGAUCUCUGGCCCUCCCGCGCUGAAGCUAUCGCCGCAUUUGCAAAGUCAAAGUUCUACCAAUCUUGGGACCGGAGAGUGUUCGAGCGAUGGUGUCAAGUCGGAAUCAGAGAUACUCCUACUAGAGUCUACCCCGAUGAAUACGGAAACGCAACUUUGAGUACGACGAAGCAUCAAGAAUGCUUUACCUUUAUGAGGCCAAGUUGGGAUGGCAUAAGUCCAGAUGGCUCGAUCAUUCUGCGGAGAGAUAUGGUUCCAGAUAUAAAUAUGGAACAGCCAAAAAGAUACCCUCUGUAUCGUCCCGAACCGCUAGCCGUCCUGCGACGGCUGGGUGAAUUGAGGCCAAGCGUAUUGUAUAUCUUUGGAGAGACGAGCCCCAUGUCUCCCCCUGACUUGAUUCACGAAAGGAUGGAGAUCACUGGCAACGCACCAGGAGGCAGUGGUGGUGUGAAAGAAGGGAGAGUGAAGGGGGUUACACUUCAGGGGUAUGGACACUUGGUUGCAAUGGAAGCGAGCGAACUGUGUGCGGAUGCAGCAGCAGCUUGGCUUGGGCAGGAAGUGAAAAGAUUUGAGGCUGAAAGGAAGGCAUAUGAGGAGUGGACAAAGAAGAGCUUGCCUGAGAAGCAAACUAUGUCAGAGGAAUGGAAGAAGCGCGUAGGAGGACCUUUGAAACAGCCCCCAAAGAGUAGGAUAUAA
Lachnellula hyalina is the source of this 1260-nucleotide messenger RNA. It is a transcript of the gene mpaH, whose product is annotated as Abhydrolase domain-containing protein mpaH. The record is from RefSeq and is a predicted model, not a curated record. Bases 1 to 1260 code for a protein of 419 amino acids. The transcript is spliced from 3 exons. NCBI's taxonomy places the organism in Eukaryota, Fungi, Ascomycota, Leotiomycetes, Helotiales, Lachnaceae.